Molecule: messenger RNA, 1734 nt
Organism: Coregonus clupeaformis (lake whitefish)
Lineage: Eukaryota; Metazoa; Chordata; Actinopteri; Salmoniformes; Salmonidae
Product: perilipin-2
Exons: 8
Coding region: 132-1433 (433 amino acids)
Biological process (GO): lipid storage; positive regulation of triglyceride storage
Cellular component (GO): cytosol; lipid droplet
Source: RefSeq, a predicted model, not a curated record
CAGCUGUCGCAUUUAAUUCAUAGGACCGAUAAGGUAAAGGAAAGGACACCACUUUGUACCAUAGAGAUCCAGCCUGUGUGCGUUUUGUUUGCUAUUAGCCUGACAUAUUAUUGUUGCUGUCCAAUUCUCCUAUGCCCUAUCGUCAUUACGCCAUGGUGCAAGGGACAUCGCAAGAAAGAAUGUGGUUUUACAAAGAACAGGCAGGUAAAUGUUUGGCAGGGCGAAGUAUGAUGCCUGGGAAUCAUAACUCGAGUCCGAAUGUGAUCUUUCGUUUGGCUAACCUCCCCAUGGUUAGCUCAGCGUGUGCACUCGUAUCUGUCUUGUAUUGUGACACCAAGAGCAACCACCCCUACAUCAGAUCGUUGUGUAAGGUGGUGGAGAUUAGUGUGAUGACCUUAACCUCUGUAGCCUGUAACAGUGCCACCCCCAUCAUCAUUAAGCUGGAGCCCCAAAUUUCCAUUGUGAAUGAUCUUGCAUGUAAAGGCCUAGAUAAGCUUGAGAGUACGUUGCCAGUGCUUCAACAGCCUUCACAGCAGAUUGUUUCAGAUGUGAAGAAUAUAAUGAUGGAGGCCAAAGAUGCUGUUGCUGUCCGCGGCGCAAAGAACUGCAUGUAUUACACCAUGACUGGAAUGGUUGCGAUGACAAAAGGCGCAAGUGGUGGCAGAGUCAACGUGGUGUCCCUGGAGCAUGCGGUCCAGCUGGUUAGCGUGGGACUGGAAUCUGCACUGAGCCUGUCAGAAACCCUGGUGGACCAAGCCCUUCCUCCGACCUAUGAAGAGAUGGAAGACGAGGUAAAGACUGUGAAGGGCUUUGAUGUUGCCGCCGCCAGGCUCAGCUCUCCUGUCCGACUGGUUUCCCUCACUGUCAAGCUGUGUAGACGAGCAUACCACCAGGCAGAGGAGAAGGUGCGCUCUGUCAAAGUCUGUGGUCAGAAAUCCCUCAACUUGCUUCAGUACACCAUGAACUUGGAAAAUCUUGGCGCCUUGGUGGAAUGGACUAGUAAUGUUCAAGAGAAGGAAGACAAGGAGACCGAGCGGGUGGUUAUCCACAGCCUGGAAGUCUCUCCCAGUGUGAGUCACCAGCUGCAGAGCAGCUGUCUGAGCCUGGCCUGCAGCCUCCAAAGUCUCCCCCGCCACCUCCAGCAGCAGGCUGUGUGUGUGCUGCUUUCUGCCUCACAGAUCUUACACAACUUUAGUUCCGCUGACCCCCACCCGGGCAUCAGACCUCAGGGCAUAGUGAGCGGUUCUCUGGAUGCCAUCCUGGACUACCUGGUCCACAACAUGCCCCUCAAUUGGCUGGUGGGGCCCUGGUACCCUCGGACGCCCCCCAUUACGCCAAGAGCCCAGACCAAUGGUCGAAGGAGGAAGAGGCCUGCCAAGAAAACCGGUGUUUUUGACCAUAAGUGUACUGUCACACCCUAUGAACAAUAUUGAUGUGGUUUGUGUUGGGAAUCAGUCGUCUCAGAUAUAAGUAUCCUUCUGAAAUGUAGUGGUGUCUGUUUUUUUAUUAAUAUAAUAUUGGUCUAACACACAGCAUCAUGUUAAUGCAUUUGACCUGUGGGCAUCUGUUCACAUUUUCUAGACUUGGGUCAAUAGACUCCGGUAAGGUCACAAUCCAUUUUGUUUGGGGUUUCUGUCACUGCUGUACUGCAAAUCAAUGUGUGGAUGGCGCUGGAAUUGUAUGUUUCAUGCUGUGGAAAGAAUAUGUUAAACCACAAUAAAUGACAAUGCAAGU